UACCCAUCUCCCUCUUCUUCCCAAUCUCUCAAGUCUUCUUUGAAUCAUCUCAAACCACCCAGGGUUUGUGGAUUUGAGAUUCCUUUUCAUUUCCUUUUCUUUUUCAAGCCCUUUUCUUUUUUUCAAUUCCCAUUUUCUUGUUUCCUCUAUGACCAUAGAUUUCAAGUUCACGGGCUUUGUUGUAUUCCAUAUUUUUAGAAAUUUUUGUUGGGAUUUUUGAUGAAUUCUUAGAGAAACCCAGAUUUUGGAUGCUCCAUGGGACGAAUGAUUGAAGGAUGUAAUUUUUGAUGAAUUUUUGUUUCAUAUACUCGAUUUCUUGUCAUCCAUACACAUUUUAUUUUCGUAGUAUUGAGGCCCAGCAUUGCCUUCGUUGUUUUUAUAUCGUGGAGCCUGCUUGUGAAGUCAUCACUGCAUUAUCUGGCUGUCUAGAAUCUCGACUUAUUGUAAAUCCUCAUUUUCUUGAUUAAUACUGUUAUAUAAAAACCUCUCUGCAGCUAUGAUUUCUCUUGCAUUGUUCUAUGCUUAUAUGACACUGUCGAUUUCUAAUGCCCUAAUGGUCAUCUCAGGAGUGUGGACUGAGGUGGAGUCUUUAACUCUAUGUCUUCCUUAAAAAAGGUCUCUAAGGAUUAGUCCUUCCAGACACAUUAUCGUAGAGGUUAUUGAUUUUUUUUUAAAAAACCCCUUAAAGAUUUGUUGCAGAUGCAGGAAAGCACUAAAUUUGAUUACUGUUACUGUCUUGACAAUUCCAACCUUUUUUAUGUCUUUAUAUGAUGAUCAAAGAGUGUCUGUCUUAUUUUUAGAUUAUCAUUUAUUUUUUUGGGACCUUUGUGGCCCAUAGCCUUUAUCUUUUUUUAUUGAAUGAAGAUAUUUGAAUGGGAUUCUAAAGCUUCAGGGAACCAGAAAGCAGGCCGAUUUCGUUGUAUCUCUUUUGUGAAUAUAAUUGCAGAUUAUUAUGAAUGAUUCCACAGUUUUGGUCAAAUUGCAUGUAGUGUGAGUUGGGUUGCUGUUUUCUCUAGAUGGCAAGGAGCCCGAGUCCUGAGAUAGAUGAUGAACUUUUUAAUGAAGUUUAUGGAAAGGAGUAUACUGGGCCACCUCGAUCAACUGCCAAUAAUAUGUCAGCAAAGGCAAAUACAAACAAGAGGCCUUCUUCUGGUAGUCAAUCUGAUGAGGAAGAUGAGUCUCAAGAUCCUAAUGCUGUUCCUACUGAUUUUACCAGCAGAGAGGCUAAGGUAUGGGAGGCUAAAGCAAAAGCAACUGAGAGGAACUGGAAGAAAAGAAAAGAAGAAGAAAUGAUCUGUAAGAUUUGUGGAGAAUCAGGUCAUUUUACUCAGGGAUGUCCGUCUACUCUUGGAGCAAACCGUAAAUCUGCAGAUUUUUUUGAAAGGGUGCCUGCAAGAGACAAGAAUGUAAGAACCCUUUUCUCUGAAAAGGUGAUAACUCAAAUUGAAAGAGAUAUUGGUUGUAAGAUAAAAAUGGAUGAAAAGUUUUUGAUUGUUAGUGGGAAAGAUAGGCUUAUACUGGCUAAAGGUGUAGAUGCUGUGCACAAAGUCAUUCAGGAGGCUAAGGGUCAAAGGAGAAGCCCUGCUAGUUCAGACAGGAUGCGAUCCAGAUCCCCUGAUGAAGUCCCCAGGGGUUCUGAUCUAAGACGUUCUGAAUCUCAAAGGUCUCAUUCUAGUCCGAGAAAUAUGUCACGAUUUCAGAGCAGGGGUUUCAACAAGGACAGAUAUGUUCAUGAUCGUGUAUGUGAAAAUCCACAGAAAUUUUCAAGGGGUUUUUCAGAAGCUUAUGCUAAUGGAGGAGGAAAAGGCCGUCCAGCCCGUUCAAAAUCUCCACUGCGCCCUGCUUUCGGUGGUGAUGCAUAUAGACCAUAUGAUGGGCACAGUUAUAGUGCUGGGCUGCACAAGAGUAAUAACUGGGAUACUGAGAGGUGUGGAAUAGAUUCUCAUUCUGAACGCAAGUUUGACUUCCCUAAUUACCCAGCAACAUUGGAAGAACUAGAAAUGGAGUUUAAGAGAGGGGUGAUGGAAUUGGCAACGGUCCGUGACCAAGAAGAGGAUGAAGAAAACUACAAACAUCGUGAGUGCAUAAGGGAACUGAGAGAAAAUUAUAUGAAGAAGCUGGCAAGAACGAGGAGUAUGCAUGCAAAGCAGUGGGAAGAAUUUCUUCAAUUUGAUAGACAGAAGUGGCUACAAGGACAACUGACGGCUUAUAACCAGCAGACUUACGCAGAUUGCGAUCAGGCCUCAAGGAACAUGCAGUAUGUUCGAUCUGGUUUACUUGGGGAUUCGAGAAGCAGAUAUCGAUACCAUGGUGAGAACUAUUCAGCUUCAAGGCCUCAUGAUUCUUAUGGUGAGAUGCAGCAUCAGAGGCAUGAAAGUUUUGGGAAGGCAUAUGGGCGAUGUUAACUUGUAUUUGAUCUGUUGGUGAGUUGAUCUAUGCCAUUUUAGCUCUUUCCUUAGUAGGACUAUUUAUCUUUCUAAUUGCUUCCCCCUGUUAGCUAGACCCAGCCUAUCUCUGAGAAGUUGAGGGACCAUUGCUGACUGGCUGUGGCCUUUGGAGGUAAUUUUGGGGAAGCAAAUUCCUUAGAGGCCAGUACAUGUGAACUAAUUUAUGUUCAGAUUUGCUAGAGAAUGAACUUUGAUGGAUAUUCUCGGUUUCCUUCCGCUGGAUUGUACUUUAAACAAUUAACCAAAUUUUCAGGGUGCAUGUAUGGGGAUUCCACACUAAUGCAGGCAGGAUGUUGGUUUCAUGGUAUGUACAUUUCCUCUAUUUUCGAAGUUACCUAACAAGUUGUGCAACAUUCUUAUGAACUGAAGUGUGCAUUUCAGAUGCUUUUUGCGGUAGGAAGAUAAGGUUUGCAUUGGAUAGUAUGUGUAUUUCUACUCUCAUUUGGCAUGGGACAUGGCAUUGUCUCGUCGUAGAUAUGUUAGAUAUAGUUGAAACUGUUGGAUACCAUUUUAUGUUCUUUUUCUUCCUACUCUGUUGAGGGUAGUAGAUUUGAUUUUUAAUUAUCUAUAUCAAUGUGAUUUAUGGGGAUACUAUAUACAAUCAAUUGUUUUUUUUUCUUUGAUAGGUUUUGGUUGAUGCGAUAUUCUCUUGGAUGCCAACCAAUUAAACUCCAGCUGGUCGGCCGGCGCCUUGGAAGUAGUAAAAUAUUGGGGUCAUGUUGGAGUUGGACGUUGUGAACUCUGAGCCCGUUAGAAUGUGAAAUGUGAGAGGCGUGAAGUGGAUACAUGUACUUGAUAUUUUUCUCCUCGAGUUAUAAUGUUCGCUGGAUGUCUAAUCCUGGUGUGUAGAAAGAAGACUUGGUUGUUCAUGCCUCA
Messenger RNA from Phoenix dactylifera (date palm), 3323 nucleotides. The record is from RefSeq and is a predicted model, not a curated record. Lineage: Eukaryota; Viridiplantae; Streptophyta; Magnoliopsida; Arecales; Arecaceae.